CUGCGCUGUUCCAUCAUGUCAACAUCUUUCACAGUCUCCUCUCCUCCAUCCCUCCCCCAUCCCAGCAUGUCCUUGCCCCCCUCGCUGCUCUACCUGGUUGUCUUCGGUCUCUUGGCGGGGGACACCUCUGCCUUUUCAUUCAGCACAAGCACCCCAAGCCAAUGCGGCAACUUUACCGUCCAGUGGACCGGCGGCACCGCGAACCCUCAAGAUCCCCUUCGAGAGUCCUUUACGUUCUGGGAGCUUGACAAGCCCUAACGCCCCCUCCCCGCGUGCUGUGAUUGUGGCAAGGUCUUUUCGACGAAGGGUAACCGGGAUAUCCACAAGGUUGAUGUCCAUGGGCCAAAGACGUUUGCAUGUCAGCAUGAUGGUUGUGUGAACAGGUACGCGAGCGAAUGGGAGCUGAACCAACAUGUACGUAUCGGCCGGUGGAUGGACCAUCGAAACGCUAAUGGGAAGCACAGAUUAGACGGCGACACACUAAGAAGAGUGUACCGUGUACAGGCGAGGGAUGUAAAAUGAUGUUUGUGGGUAUCGGCGAAUUGAACGCACAUGUAGGUAUCGGCCAGUGGAUUGCCUAUCAAAACGCUAAUGGAAAACACAGAGGCAGAAUGCCCACGGAGAAAAACAACACGCGUGUGAUGGGUGCGACAAAAAGUAUGGGACAAAAGGAAGGUUGAGCUAUCAUGUAUGUAUUGGCCAGUGGAUUGCCCAUUAAAACGCUGAUGGAAAGCACAGAAGAGAGAGAAACACGGAAAAAAGACGGUACCGUGUAGCGAACAGGGGUGCACGUCAAUGUGGGCGACGAGUUCAAAAAUGAGGACUCACGUAUGUAUCGGCCGGUGGAUUGCCCAUCAAAACGCUAAUGGAAAGCAUAGGUCAAGGAAGUUCAUGGGGAUAAGGCGGUACCGUGUAGCGAACAGGGGUGCACGUCAAUGUGGGCGACGAGUUCAAAAAUGAGGACUCACGUAUGUAUCGGCCGGUGGAUUGCCCAUCAAAACGCUAAUGGAAAGCAUAGGCGAAGGAAGUUCAUGGGGAUAAGACGGUACCGUGUAGCAAACAGGGGUGCACGUCAAUGUGGGCGACCGAAACACAAAUGAAGAAACACGUUCGUAUCGGUCGGUGGAUUGCCCAUCAAAACGCUAAUGGAAAGCAUAGGUAAAGAAGGUCCACGGAAGAUAAGAGGCGUGUGUAGGAUAGAGGGGUGUAGGACACGAGAAUAGACAGAGCGUGGUGGCAGAGGAACCGGAGCGGAGAUUGAUGCAGCAUGAAGAUGCGGGACAAGUCGAGUAAGUCGCAGGUGGUCGUAGUAGCCGAGUCUGACACGAUGCUACAGGGAAUUGCCUCCAGCAUACAACCAACUGCGGGCGAGCAACCCUGAUGAAAGGGCUUGAGGCUGUGACAGGUGUGGUGUAGAAUGUAGACGUAUUUGGUUGUCAUAUAGUUGGACGGGAUAGAGAAGCAUCUGGAGCACACUGAACGAGAAUUGGGGAGAUUGUGAAUGUAUAGAUGCAA
This is a messenger RNA of Cryptococcus amylolentus CBS 6039, 1515 nucleotides long. RefSeq lists its product as hypothetical. Bases 16 to 258 code for a protein of 80 amino acids. The record is from RefSeq and is a predicted model, not a curated record. Lineage: Eukaryota; Fungi; Basidiomycota; Tremellomycetes; Tremellales; Cryptococcaceae. The transcript has 4 exons.